GAUAAUCAAUGAUAUUGCGUAUUCCUGGUUUUAAAUUUAAUGAGAAUUUGCAUUUCUUUAAAACUGGUAACAAAAGGCUCAAUUAGUAAGGAUAAAUGUUUAUUCGGUUUGGUUGUAAUAUAUUCAUUUUUAUAAAUAUAUUAAAUUAAUUAUGGAUAAUACAGAAGUAGUCAGUACAAAAAUGGAAAAUGGAGGGAAGGAAUUCGUCGCCAGACCAUAUCAAAUAGAUCUUUAUGAAACAGCAUUGAAAUCUAACACUAUUAUUUAUUUGCCGACUGGUACGGGAAAAACAUUUAUAGCAAUGAUGCUUCUUAAGAGAUUAAGUACAGCUGUACAGAAACCUUAUAGCGAAGGUGGUAAGAGAACAAUAUUUGCAGUUAAUACAGUACCUUUAGUAGUGCAACAAUCUGAAUAUAUUGCAAGACAUACAGGUUUAUCAUGUAAGGGAUAUUGUGGUGAUAUGAAUGUCGAUUAUUGGACAAAAGAAAUAUGGUUAAAAGAAUUGGAAGAACAUCAAGUUUUAGUAAUGACAUCUCAAAUAUUGGUAGAUAUUAUUACUCACGGAUACUUAAGUUUAAAUAGAAUUAAUUUGAUUAUCUUUGACGAAUGUCACAGAGCAGUAAAUGAUCAUCCUAUGCGACAAGUUAUGCAGCAAUUUGAACAAUGUGAUGCCAAAGAGCAACCUAGAAUAUUAGGAUUGUCAGCAACUUUACUUAAUUCUAACGUCAAAUUGACUAAUAUUAUAGAUUCGAUUAAGAAUUUAGAAAUAACAUUUCAUUCAAAAAUAGCAACAGUAGGAAAUAUAAAGGGAUAUUCUACGAACCCGAAAGAAGUUUUUGUUUACUAUGAAAAAUAUAUUAUUUCAGAAAGUUUGGACAAAUUGAUUAAAAAAUUAGCAAAUUUAAAAGAAUCUUUAAACCUUUUGUCUUUACCAUGUUCUAACUCCAAUAAAUCAAGUAAAGAGUUUAAAGCAAAACCAAUAAAUGUAAAACUUCAGUCUAUUAUCGAAGACAUUAUAGAACAUGUGGAAAUGACAGGUAUAUAUGGCGUUAAUAAGUGUAUUUUAUUACAUUUAAUCCAAUUAGAAUUCAAAAAGAGGAUCAUUGAGGAUGAAGAUACAAUAUUUAUCUUUGAUUAUUUAAUAACUGAAUUAUUUGCAAUAAGAAAAAUUUUUGAUGAUGAAAUGAGAGUUUAUACAGAUCAAUAUAAAAUAAUCAAAUUUGUAUCAGAUCAAGUCCUCAAACUUAUCAGAUUAUUGAAACAUUUCAAUGACAAUAAGUUACUCGAUCAAAAAUUCUGUUCCAUUAUUUUUGUAAAACGUAGAUUUACCGCUAAAGUAUUGUAUCAUAUUUUAAAGGAUUUACACGCUACCGAUGAAGAAUAUAAAUUUUUGAUUCCGGAUUAUGUGGUAGGGUUUAAUAAUGAUCCUUUCAAAAAUUCUAAAGAAGUUUUGUGUAUUUCUAAGUGGAACAAAGAAGUUUUACAAAGAUUUAGAAAUGGAUUAAGUAAUUGUGUCAUAGCAACAGAUGUUCUUGAUGAAGGGAUUGAUAUACCUAUCUGCACACUUAUAGUGCGUUUUGAUAUUCCAAUAGAUUUCCGAUCUUAUAUGCAAAGUAAAGGACGCGCUCGUCAUUCGUCAAGUCAAUAUGUUAUUAUGUUAGAUAGAAAUGAUAAUAGUUAUAUCAAGAAACACAAACUAUUUAAAGAUAUUGAUGCAUCCUUAGAACAGAUUUUAGUAGGAAAAUCGGAUCUUCGGGAAAAACCUACUGAAAAGGAAAUUGAGGAAUAUUUAUAUACUUACACAAUCAAUCCAUAUGUAAUAAAAACUAAGGAUGGCGUCGUCAAAAGUGUACUAACAGAGCAAGCUGCAAUUUCUUUAGUAAAUAAAUAUUGCAGUGUAUUGUUGAAGUCGAAAUUAGUAUCCUUAGUUCCAAUUUGGAAGUUGCAUACAAUUGAAGACAAGUACCAGGUAUCCCUUCAAUUACCAAUCAUAUCUACAUUAAAAGACAUAACAUUUGGAGAUAUUAUGUCUUCUAUAGAUGCAGCUAAAAGAUCUGCUGCUUUUAAAACUUGUGUUAAAUUGUAUGAAAUUGGUGAAUUAUCCGACAAUUUAUUGCCGACUGUGAACGAAAUAAUACACGAUACAGAUCAUCUAUUUCCAAAUUGGAUAGAGGAAAACUGUAACAACACAAGCGGUACUGCUAGAAAAAGAAGAUCUUAUGAAAUUCAUCAUCCAGAGUCGUUAUUUGGUGCAUAUCCUUCAGCAGGAACUGAAUUAUAUCUUCAUAUUCUCAAUUUUAGUCCAGCGUAUUCAGUACCACAAGAUAAUAGAAAUUUAAUAUUUUAUAAUUUAUUAAACGAUCCAGCAGGAUUUGGAAUACUUUCAACGAAAUCAAUUCCAAAGAUUCCAUCAUUUCCUAUCUUCAUGAAUGUUGGAGAGCUAAAUGUUAAUACUAAAGUUGAUUAUGCAAGAUUAGUUUUAACUGAUGAACAGAUUGAGGAAUUAAAAACUUUUCAUACCACAAUAUUUAGUAAAAUUGUACUUGCAAUUAAAGAAUUCAUGACAUUUGAUAUUGAUAAUCUUGAUAAUUGUUUUCUUAUUGUACCAACUGAUAAUGAAAACAAAAUAAAUUGGAGUGUUGUUAAGAAAUACAAAUCUAUCAAUUAUACUAAAUGUCUUGCAUCGUUAAAACCUUCCGAUUACGAGUUAGCAUUGAUUGUUCCUAAUUAUAGAACAUAUCCAAAUGUAUAUAUCGUCACACAAGUAUGUGAUGACCUUGUACCCAAUUCAUGUUUUCCGGGUUGUGAUUUUUAUACUUAUGUUGAAUAUUAUGAGGAGAAACAUGAGUUGAAAAUACAAGACUUAAACCAAUCAAUGUUAGAAGUAAAAUCAAUUUCAAACAAAAUUAAUUGUAUAAAACCAAGAUCUAUGAAAUCUGGUUUAAGUAAACGAAAACGUGCAGAUGCACUUGAAGAUUAUGAUGAACAUUUAGUACCAGAACUGUGUUCUAAAAUUGAAUAUCCUGCAUUGUAUUGGCUUAAAGCAACCACAUUACCAUCGGUUCUUCAUAGAAUUUCACAAUUUUUAAUUGCAUUAGAUUUAAGAGAGAUUAUUGUUCAAGAGGCAAAGCUGGGUAUUUCAAUACAUGAUCUUAAAUCUCAUGAUUGGCCUCCUUUGAUUAUAGAUGCACAAGAAUCUCCAACUAAAUCAGAACAGGUGUUAGAAAGUGCAUUAGAUGAAGUUAUAGAAACUGAACAGCCAGUACCAGAUUUGAAUGGACCUGAAAUUGAUGUUCUAAAUACCGAUGCAAGUCUGUAUCCUUGGUCAAAAGAACAAGAACCAUCAGAUUUAGAGAGAAAUGCUGAUCAAAUACAAUUAAUCGAUAUCCAAUAUUACCAUAAUUUUAUGUAUGCUCCCACACUAGAGGAAUCUGCAGAACGUAAAUUCAAAAUAAUUAGUUAUUCAAGUAAACCUGAUGUAUCAGUUCCAACUUUAAAAAUACUAGAUAAAAAUUAUAAUAAUAUAGGACCAGACCCAGUACUAAUAAUACAGGCGCUUACAACUGCCGGAAAUGAUGUAUUUGAUUUGGAAAGAUUAGAAACUUUAGGAGAUUCUUAUUUAAAAUUUAUUUCAUCUUUAUAUUUAUAUACCCACUAUCCAACUUAUAAUGAAGGUCGUUUGACUGCACUUAAAGGAAAGAUAAUUGGAAACCGUAACUUAUAUUAUUGUGGAACAAAAAAGUCCAUCCCAGGAUACAUGAAAGUUGACGACUUUAUACCACUGAGCACGUUUAUCCCUCCGGCUUAUACAGCAUUUCGUCCUUUACAAAAAAUUUUAUUAGAUAACAAGGUAUCACCGAAUGUGUUGUACGACAUUGAAAUACCCGAAGUAGAAAGAUUCUCUGGAUAUAUAAGCGGAGAUACAAAAAAUAAUAUGCAAGCAAAAGUUUUGAAUUCGAUUGAUGCAGACACUCAAACAGGUAUUGAGUAUUUCUUAGGUAUGCAAGUAAUUUCAGAUAAAUCUAUUGCAGAUUGCGUAGAAGCAUUAAUAAGCGUGUAUCUAAAGAGUAUGGGAUUGGUAGGAGCUGUUAAAUUAAUGAUUUGGCUUAAUAUUUUGCCUUCCAAUACUGAUAUUCACUCAUUAUUAUAUAGUGUUUCACAAAAGCCAGAAAUUGGUUUAGUAGAUCCAAAUCUAUAUAUGCCAUGGGCUGACAAACUAGAAACCAAUAUGGGUUAUAAGUUUCAAAACAGAGCAUAUUUGUUACAGGCCUUCACACAUCCAUCUUUCACAGAAAAUAAUGUAACAGAAGGUUAUCAAAGAUUAGAAUUUUUAGGUGAUGCUAUUAUUGAUUUCUUAAUUACUGCUUACAUUCAUCAAAAUUGGGAAUCAUUAAAUCCUGGCCAUGUUACAGAUCUGAGAUCUGCACUUGUAAAUAAUAUUACAUUUGCAUGCUUAGCUGUAAAGUACGGUUUGCAUACAUCUCUUUUGGCCUACGCUCCGCAAUUAAAUGAUGUUAUUGAUCGAUUCGUUAAAUUUCAAGAAGAAGGAAAUCACACGGUUAAUAACGAGAAUCUCUGGAUCUUACUUAAAGAAGACGAAUGUAAUAUGGCUGAAUAUGUUGAUGUCCCUAAAGUUUUAAGCGAUAUAUUUGAAUCUUUCAUAGCAGCUAUUUAUAUGGAUACUGGCAAAGAUAUUAAAAAAGUCUGGGAAAUUUUAUAUGCUCUUAUGCACAAAGAAAUUGAUACCUUUAGUCAAAAUAUUCCAAAGCAACCUGUACGUUUAAUCUAUGAGAAGCUAGGAUCAAAUGCUAAGUUUUUCUCCGCUACUAUAGUAGAAGGUACAAAUACUAUUAUGGUACCUUUAGAAAUAAUAACCAAAAGGGUAACAAAAAUUUUUCAUGGAUUUGGUGCCAAUAAAAAGCAAGCUAAAUGUGCAGCAGCAAAACAGGCUUUGAAGUAUUUACGUUGUAGAAAUGAAUAGCUAUAAAAAUAAAAUAUAUGUUUAUAUAUAUUAUUAUCUGGUAAUUGGACAAAACAAUAAAUUCUAUUACGUAU
This is a messenger RNA of Polistes canadensis, 5055 nucleotides long. It is a transcript of the gene Dcr-2, whose product is annotated as endoribonuclease Dicer. Gene Ontology annotation, molecular function: ribonuclease III activity; ATP binding; protein binding. The record is from RefSeq and is a predicted model, not a curated record. Gene Ontology annotation, cellular component: cytoplasm; nucleus; RISC complex. NCBI's taxonomy places the organism in Eukaryota, Metazoa, Arthropoda, Insecta, Hymenoptera, Vespidae. The coding region runs from base 152 to 4981 and encodes 1609 amino acids. The transcript has 26 exons. Gene Ontology annotation, biological process: siRNA processing; pre-miRNA processing; apoptotic DNA fragmentation.